GCUCAGCGCCCCGGCCGGGCCGCGGGGCCGCAGGGCAGCACGGCCACACCGCCUGCCGCAAGCCCGAGCCGGAGCCGAGCCGGAGCCGAGCCGGGCGAGCGGGCGGGGCAGCUCGGUCUCGGGAACCCUCUGGGAUGCCUAAGAGUGUUUCUCUCCUGCCCCCAGCCUGGCUCCCACCAUGAGCGCCGAGCUCAACGUGCCUGUGGACCCCUCCACUCCUGCCUGCUCUGAACCGGGCCACAAGGGCAUGGAUUACCGAGACUGGGUGCGCCGCAGCUACCUGGAACUGGUCACUUCCAACCACCACUCUGUGCAGGCCCUGUCCUGGAGGAAACUUUACCUGAGCAGAGCCAAGCUGAAAGCCUCCAGCCGGACCUCUGCCCUCCUCUCAGGCUUCGCCAUGGUGGCCAUGGUAGAGGUGCAGCUGGAGACGCAGUACCAGUACCCCAGGCCGCUGCUCAUCGCCUUCAGUGCCUGCACCACGGUGCUGGUGGCCGUGCACCUCUUUGCCCUGCUCAUCAGCACCUGCAUCCUGCCCAACGUAGAGGCUGUGAGCAACAUCCACAAUCUCAACUCCAUCAGCGAGUCGCCGCACGAGCGCAUGCACCCCUACAUCGAGCUGGCCUGGGGCUUCUCCACCGUGCUGGGCAUCCUGCUCUUCCUGGCCGAGGUGGUGCUGCUCUGCUGGAUCAAGUUCCUUCCCGUAGAUGCGCGCCGCCAGCCCGGCCCCCCACCUGGCCCCGGUGGCCACACAGGCUGGCAAGCUGCCCUCGUGUCCACCAUCAUCAUGGUGCCCGUGGGCCUCAUCUUCGUGGUCUUCACCAUCCACUUCUACCGCUCCCUGGUGCGCCACAAGACUGAGCGGCACAACCGUGAGAUCGAAGAGCUGCACAAACUCAAGGUGCAGCUGGACGGGCAUGAGCGCAGCCUGCAGGUCGUGUGAGGGCAUGGUGCCCCGGGCAGAGGCCAGUGCUGCCGCCACCAUGGAGCCCACCAGGAUCGACUGCCUGUCUGCCUCCCGGGAAUAGCACCACUGUGACACUGCCACAGAGUUCGAGACCAAAGUCGUAUCCCCUCCUCCCGUCUGAAUUCCGGAACACCCGGCCCGGGUGAUCCUCCCGCAGAAAAUAGAAAUUUGUAGUAAAAAGAGAGACUCGGUUGCUAAGAGCUUAGAGGGGGAAAAAAAAAAAAGCCUGGGGCCUGGGGAUUUCCUGCGGCAGGAGACCCGGCUCCAAGCAGCACAUGGUUGUCACAGGCAAUCUCAGCAACGUGGAACCAGCAGCCGGGAGAGUCGGGGGAGGGCUGAGAGUUUCAGAGAAGGGCUUGCCCUGUGACACCUGAGGUGGGUCUUGGGGCAGCAGGGGGGCCCACAGCUUGGCCUGGUGCUUCCCUCCCCUGUCCUGGGGGGAAUAGGUGACCAGGCUUCCAGGGGAGAGGCAGGAGCCUGGAUCAAGUGUCUGCUUGGCAGGUGAGGGCAGUGCUCAGGCCCAGGGGGAGACUUUCAAGGGUGGAAGCCUGGCAGGGCUGGGGAGGCACGUCUGCAGGCAUCCCGUGUGAGAUGCCCACCUGAGGAGACUUUUAACUGAGGGGUGCUCUGAGGUACACCAGGCUCAAAUUCCCUCUUCUAGCCAGCCUGGAACCCUGGUCACGUUGACCCAGCAAAGCCACCAGGUUGGGGAAAGGGCCCACAGUCCAGAGGCCUCUAUCUUUGGGUUACAAGAUGGCCUCUGAGCCCCAAGCAACUGCCCCUCCAUGCUUCGGCUGCCAAAGGUACCUGCCUGUGACCCCAGGUGGCAGGAGGGCACAACCUGGGGGACUUUCUGUCUAGAUGAGGCCUUUGGCCUGAGCUGGCCAAAUGCAGCAACCACAGGGAGGACAACACCCCACAUAACGCUCCCCUGCAGGGACCCCCAGUCUUCUCAGCCACAUGCAGGGGCCCAGCUCACACAUUUCCAUGGCCACGUGCAGGGUGGGCUCAGAUGUUCUCACUGGACCUGAGCUCAGGUUCUUGGGCUGUGCACAUAUAUAUGACAGCUCAGCCUAUCGGUGAGCAUGCCACACCCCGAGCUGCUUUUAAAAACCAUGUUUACCACAUCAGCCAGCAGCAGCCUUGAGAGGGAGCCUUUGUUUUCAUUGUCAUCAGGCGUCAUGCUCUGAUGGCACCUCUGUGGACUGCUCACUCUGUGGGGUCUGGGUUGCCUAUGCCAAGAAAUCCUGGCUAGCCUGGCUGCAGCUGCUGGGAACAUGACAUACUGUGGAGGUCAUAAACCUUAACACAUAACCAAAAUGCCAACUGUCUGGGCUGUCUGGGAGCUGUGCCGGGAGUCACAGGUGUAAGUCGGGACAUCAUGGGAGCCUGGGCAUCGGGUUCCCUGGAGCCAGACGAGAGCCUAGCACCUUUCUUGGGCAUGUUCCUUGCCUUCUGCAGACCUCUGUCCUUGCUUGCUUGCUCUCUAGUGCAUGUCUGUUCUUUCCUGGAGCUUCGCUGAAAAGGCUUGUCUGGCUUCUUAUGUACUCGCUUUGUGUCCACGUCACUGUGAGACAGCCUCCCUGUGUCCUGGCAGGGACGAGACGGGCUGGCUCCUCUCCACAGCUGGGAGCGGGCAGCGGGCCCUUCCUCUCCCUGAGCCUUUUGAGAGGGGCUGUCUUGUGCCCCUGCCCCAAGUGUGCCAGACGUGCCAGGCUCCCCAGACUGGAAGGCACCCCCCAGUGCCAGCUGGGUGCCUGUUAAUGCUUGCUCCGCAGGCAGCUCUUCCGGCCUCGCCGCACAGGGCUAGUGGCUGGGUUACCUGUGACGGUGCCACCUGGGUAGGAAAGACGCCGCAUCCGUGUUUUUAACGCUGAUUAGGAGAAUGUAGUUCUUGUCCUCUUUGAUCCAGAGUGAUCUCCCAGCUCCCAGGGCACGGGGCAAGUGGAAUUUGUGGGAACAGACAGGACUACGGGUCUGGGGACUGGCGGUCGGAGAAGAAUCUCAGGGCAGCCCCGGAGCUUCGGGGGAGAUGGAGGAUCAGCUGCAGACAACUCAGCGGGGCAGGCUGGAGGGUGGGUGGAGAGACAGCAGGUUACAAGCUGGAAAGGGGGUUUCUGAAGGUUUAACCCGAUUGUGAAGGUUCCAGGCGCAGUGGCCACAGGGCGGAGGCACCGCGCACGCCACCCAGAGCCAGUGAGGGCUUGCCCUAUUUUCCUCAGAGCAGAGCCUGCCUGGUGCUCAGGAAACAAGCGCCCGCAGAUACGCUGAGGCCCUUUCCAAAGUGGAACACAGUCUCCAUUUAGUACCUGACCAGAAGUUCCAAAACUCCGGCGUUUCUAUUUUAGAAACUGCGAGGGCAGAAUGUAUUCUAGUGUCUUCUAGGAAAGUGUGUUGAGGCGAAAACUGUGUGAGUCUGAGUGCAUCAGGGCUCGGCAGAAGUGGUUACCUGUCUCGUGCUGAUUCAUUCGUUAUGUGUGACACUGGAGAUCACGUGUGGUGUGCACAACUCCUGUCCUGUGUGGGGGGUUUGAAAACAGUCACCCUGGAUUGAACUGAAUAAACCAGUGAAGCUGUGAA
Canis lupus familiaris (dog) is the source of this 3547-nucleotide messenger RNA. RefSeq names its product ORAI calcium release-activated calcium modulator 2 (gene ORAI2). Bases 179 to 943 code for a protein of 254 amino acids. Lineage: Eukaryota; Metazoa; Chordata; Mammalia; Carnivora; Canidae. The record is from RefSeq and is a predicted model, not a curated record. Gene Ontology annotation, molecular function: store-operated calcium channel activity. The transcript has 3 exons. Gene Ontology annotation, cellular component: membrane. Gene Ontology annotation, biological process: store-operated calcium entry.